This is a messenger RNA of Priceomyces carsonii, 606 nucleotides long. RefSeq lists its product as uncharacterized. Gene Ontology annotation, molecular function: mRNA binding. The record is from RefSeq and is a predicted model, not a curated record. The coding region runs from base 1 to 606 and encodes 201 amino acids. Gene Ontology annotation, cellular component: preribosome, large subunit precursor; nucleolus. Gene Ontology annotation, biological process: intracellular mRNA localization; ribosomal large subunit biogenesis. The transcript has a single exon. Lineage: Eukaryota; Fungi; Ascomycota; Pichiomycetes; Serinales; Debaryomycetaceae.
AUGGCACAACAACAGUCGAAGAGAAUCAAACGAAGCAAAACUCAGAACAAAACAAGAAGUGUAGACUCAGAAGUAUUUUCGGAUUCUGCUGCAAGAAAUCAGUUAGCAUCAAAACCCAAACUUACUGAAAAAUCAAAAGUAAGAAAGUCAUCAAAGUCAGCCAUUAAAAAGCAACAGGCUAAGGUCAGAUUGUACGGAGCAAAGAAUGGAAGUAAAUUUUCUGAAAGUGAGUUGAAGAUUCCUACCUUGAAUAGAGCUAUAACUCCUGGUAUUAAGGGAAAGAGAGGUAAAAAAGGCAAAAUAUUUGUAGAUGAUAAUGACACCUUAAAAAUGAAUUUACUUGUUAAAUCCAUCAACGAUAAGUACGACGAGAAAAAUGAAAGUAAGUUAGAAAAAUCAAGGAGAUUGGAUGAAAUUAGAGAAUUGAAAAGACAAGAGCUUGACAGGAAAGAACAGCAAAAGAAAGAUAAGUUAGAAGGUAAAAAGACUGAAGUUAGAAGUAAAGCUUCUUUGGCCAGAUCUAAUAGGCGAAAAAAUGCAAAAUCUAAAAGAAUUGAUGAUGACAAUGAUGGCACACGUAAAAUAAAAAAGGUAUCUUUUGCAUGA